AUGCAGUACUGGAAUAUAAUUGGUACAAGGAGUUUAAUUGGCUACAGUGCUGGUGAUAUCGAGAAACGAGCUCUGAUCUUUCCACCAACCAGUCUUUAUGGGACUUUUUUGGCAAUCGCGGUGCCGAUCGACAUCCCCGAUAAGAAUGUAUUCGUGUCUUAUAACUUCGAGGCCAACUACAGCCCGGUCACCAACAUCACGGAGAUCGAUGACGUCAUCUUCCCUAACUUACCGGAAAUUAGCCGAAGACAUAGCCGAAGUAUCACCAGAGAAUUAGCUUAUGCAGUGUUAGAAGCCAGAUUUAAGGAACACGGCAUGAAAGGCAAAGAAUGUAUGUUGCGCAACAUCUGCGAAGCCGCCGAGACGCCACUGCACCACAACGGGUUGCUUGGACAUAUCAUGCACAUAAUUUUCACACCGUCGACGUCCCGCGAAGAAGGUUUAGCGGAUGACUACUACCAAGCAGAGUUGGACGGGCAAAACCAGGACUGCGACAAAUAUCUGGACCUGUGUCCGUUUAGCGUCUUCGACGUGAUCACCAGGCUGGUGGAAUACCAACACUAAGAUCUACCUUCAAAAAAAUUUAAACCGGAGCUCAACAUUGAUGUGGCAAAUAUCUCUUUUAAUUUUUUUUUAUACUACGUCGGUGGCAAACAAGCAUACGGCCUAUGUACGCCUGCAAGUCCAGAGGAGUUACAUGCGCGUUGCCGACCCAAACACUCCGCACCCUCAUUCAGCUCUGGCAACCUUACUCACCGGCAGAAACACGACACUAUGAGAAGGGUCUAGUGUUAUUUGGCUGCGGUUUUCUGUCAGUUGAUACUUCCCCAGUUGGCAAUAAAAUUUAAACUUAUAUUUUGACAUCAAAAUUAUAUCAUUUUCGUCACAAUUGCCCGUGCGUCUUGCGCGCGCUAAUAAUACAUGUAAGAACAUUCAAGUAGGAGUGAUAUGCACGCGUGAAUGAUAUCUAAAUGACAUAAAUAAUUUGGAUAUAAUUUUGAUCAAGUGUACGUUCAAAUUGGCCUCCUAUUCACCAUUCAGUCUUUUAUACAUUCGGGAGGCCGACGGGCCAACAUUGUCAUCUUUCGUACAAUGAAGACUACUAAUCGAAUUAAAAUCGAAAGACUGUUGACUCUGACCACGAUAACUUUGCACAAUCUACGCAGUAAGAAUUCACAAUAGCUCCAUGGCAAAAAUUAAACAGAAAUAAUUUUAGAUGUAAUUCUAAGAUUCGUGUUGUUUAAGAUAUAUUUAGCAAAUUAAGUUUAAAUCCUUG
This is a messenger RNA of Cydia pomonella (codling moth), 1276 nucleotides long. RefSeq lists its product as uncharacterized. Lineage: Eukaryota; Metazoa; Arthropoda; Insecta; Lepidoptera; Tortricidae. The transcript has 6 exons. Bases 1 to 564 code for a protein of 187 amino acids. The record is from RefSeq and is a predicted model, not a curated record.